GGCGUACCUCUUCACUCGACAAUGCCCACACAGUACUCCCCGCGAGCGCAGACGCAAGCGAAGAAGUCCACUAACGCUCCUAUGCAAACGAAAAAGCCCACUAUCGCUAUGGAGCCAUUCAAUCACGAACAUGCAGACAUCGUUUUACGCACCAGCGACGACGUCCACUUUCUCGUACACAAGCAAAUCCUGAUGACAUGGUCUCCAUUCUGGCAGGGGCAGUUCCUCGCCAUGGAGCAAGAGGAGACACAGAGUAGGCUCCAAUACGACCAGAUGAGGCGACUCAUUGUCCCGGUGAGCGAGGACAGCAGGACGCUGGAUUCGCUCCUGCGCCACGUCUACCCCGUCCACAACGCGCCAACUCUCCGGGGCUUCCAGGACACAUUCGCCCUCCUAGAAGCCGCGCGUAAAUACGAGAUAAUCGCUGCCGUCAAGGCCUCGAAGAAGGUCAUCGCAGAGCUUGCCGAACAAUAUCCGCUCCGUGUGUAUGCCCUGGCAGCGAAGAAGCAAUGGGAGCAUGAGAUGCGGACGGCGGCGAUAGCAGCGUUGGGGCACCCCAUCAACGAGAUGUACGUUGAAGAGCUGGAGAGUAUUCCUGCCGGCGUGUAUUACCGGCUCUUGGCGUACUAUCGUGCCUGCGUGAAAGCUGUCGCUGACCGAAUGGCGGACCUCAGCUGGAUAGAGCCGCUCGCCGCCGGGCAAGGUUGGCAGCCAGGGAUGUUCAGGUGCCGUAAGGAGACGUGCGGCGGGGCAUGGUUUUCGGGCUACCUCUCCGUAGCACGCCAGGCCUUGCGUGCACGGCCGAGGGCCAAGACACUGGAAAACCCUGAGCUAAUCAACGCCGCCUUGAGUGGAGCGAUAGUGUGCGAGGCGUGCAGAACGACGGCGUUCUCCGACGUGCACACCUUCAAUGCUCUCCUAGCUGGCGAAGUGGGUCGUGUGCUGGAAGAGAUUGAGCUCAAGAUCAAGUAGCCGCCCUCUUGAUAUGUCGUGAGUAGCGGGUUCCGAAUUAGUGAACGCGAUUCAGUUACACCGUAUCGUUCAAGUCUGUUGUACUUCUAUCGUCUGAAACGGUUUCUUCAGCAUUGCUAGGUAUGAUUAUCGAGUCACUUACUUCGCGGCCAGCUGUUAUCGAAGUUUACUCUUCAGGUCAACCAUUUUCGAACAUCUGUAAUAUAGGAGCACGAUAAAUAAAUACAGCGAGAUCC
Molecule: messenger RNA, 1208 nt
Organism: Phanerochaete carnosa HHB-10118-sp
Lineage: Eukaryota; Fungi; Basidiomycota; Agaricomycetes; Polyporales; Phanerochaetaceae
Exons: 2
Coding region: 22-972 (316 amino acids)
Molecular function (GO): protein binding
Source: RefSeq, a predicted model, not a curated record